This is a messenger RNA of Poeciliopsis prolifica (blackstripe livebearer), 2491 nucleotides long. It is a transcript of the gene rnf44, whose product is annotated as ring finger protein 44. The coding region runs from base 677 to 1999 and encodes 440 amino acids. The transcript is spliced from 11 exons. NCBI's taxonomy places the organism in Eukaryota, Metazoa, Chordata, Actinopteri, Cyprinodontiformes, Poeciliidae. The record is from RefSeq and is a predicted model, not a curated record.
UUUGGUUUCCUUGCCACGUAUGAGGGAGCUUUUUAUUUAGAAGCCAGUAACAACAGGCGCCGCUUGUUUUGAUACAUUGUAGCUAAGACUCUGUCUGGGAUGUCUGCUGUCUGCGAUUUCUGCGCUCUCAUUGGUCGCUGACAUGAGGGGGGCGGGGUUUUAUCAUAACAAUGCACUUCAAGAAUCACACACGCGCCAACGGGAUGUUUCCUGUCGUUGGGGAAAUAACCUUCGCGUAGAACGACAGUUAACGGCGUUUCCCCUCUCAGGUAGACGGUGUCGGUAACGGUCAGCGUUUCCAUGGUUUCCGGGGAGCACGGCUCUCCUAUGCAGCGACCGAGAGCGCGUGUAAGGUGGCUAACGUUAGCAAGCUAGUACCCGCUCAGUCGGGGGUGGGGGACGUUUAUUGUCAGAUAUCUGACGGAAGAAACGGCGGUCUGUUGAUGGCCUGUUACCAUUCUAUGUUGGACAAGGAAAUUCGCUUAGACGAAAUCCUUUGAAAAUAAACAACUCGAAUGGGAUACGAGAUUUCGGAAGCUGAAACACCUGCAGCUCUCUCCAAUCACCAAGGAAGCAAACUAGCUAAGAAAGGUUAAGACAAUCAGAGGCCACAUACAAGUGCCUCCACUAUACGCUUUCUUUCCCCAGAGUGUGACUCGUCUGCACGACGUCACCAAUGCGACCAUGGGAAUUAGCAGUAAAUAGGCUGCCACCAACAGCCCCCUUAAACCCCAGGAGGUUCCUCGGAGAGCCCUGCAACGCCCCAGUGCAUCUCAGGAGAAGCCCACCAGUGAGACGGCAGUGGGGGAGACGAGACAGACCUGUUCUGCACACUUCCCAGGUCCAGGAUGAGAACUUCCACCACCUGUUUUUCUCCCAACACCCCCAACAGGUUCCUUUAGAUGAGUCCAGACAGUACAGCCACACCAGCACAGCACCACGCAUGCUUCACCCUGCGACCCACCUGCCCCAGCAGAGCCCCAUCAUGGUGGAUCUACAUGACCAGAUGCACCAGGGAUCCGUUCCAAUAUCUUACACUGUUACGACGGUGACGACCCAUGGAUUUCCCAUUCACACUGGGCAGCCCCUUCCAGGGUGCAACACUCAGCAGCUCCCAGCAUGCUCGGUAAUGUUCAGCGGACAGCUCUCUCUGCUCUGCUGCCUUCCUCCUCCUCUCAUACAGGCAUGUACCAUGCAGCAUAUACCUGUGUCUUAUCAAGCUUUUCCACCGCUGAUGUCCAGCGAACAUUUUGUAUUGCACCCGAGCCCAUCUGUACCCCCCCACCAGCCGCCGCACCUUACUCCUUUGAGCCAGUUUGUCCCUUUACAGCCUCAGCACCCACGCAUGCCUCUACAGAGGGUAGACAAUGAAGUUGACCUAAGAGGGGACCAGCACCCAUUAGGCACCUUCUCUUACCCUCCCUCUCAUCAUCCACCAGCGCUGCCUCCUUCACUGCCCCUACAGUAUCUUCCUCAAGAGCCUCUGCAUCAGGAGCUUCCCUUCGGAGUGCCAUAUCCCCACAUGCUGCCACGGCGAGUGAACGGACAAAGAUUUCGGUUGCAGCAGCCUCUCCCUCCCCCUCCUCCACCUCCGUCUUACUACCCUGGCUUCCUCCCUUACUUCCUGUCAAUGCUUCCUGUGCCUCCAACAGCAGUGGGCCCAGCCAUCAGCUUAGACCUGGAUGUGGAUGAUGUGGAAAUGGAGAACUAUGAAGCACUACUAAAUUUGGCAGAGAGGUUGGGUGAAGCAAAACCACGUGGACUCACAAAAGCAGAUAUUGAGCAACUUCCGUCCUACAGAUUCAACUCAGAGAAUCAUCUAUCUGAACAAACGCUGUGUGUUGUGUGCUUUAGUGACUUUGAGUGUAGGCAGCUACUUCGAGUGUUACCUUGUAACCACGAGUUCCAUGCUAAAUGUGUGGACAAAUGGUUAAAGACCAAUCGCACUUGCCCAAUCUGUCGAGCGGAUGCCUCAGACGUCCACCGGGAGGCGGAGUGAGGCAGGUCUCUGAGUGUUGAACUGGAAUGCUGCACCCACCAGAGUCUGUCUCAAAGCUGGGGACACCUGCCACAUAACCUGCGUCCUCCAGUAAAUAUAGCUUAACAAACCCUCUACUCCUGCCCCUCAGUUGACGAUAAAGAAACCCAGGAUUGUUUCUGGAGCGCGUUGUUCCUCCGCUGUGCUUCGUUGUGCGAGUGUCACGAAACCCACUGCCUACAGCCAGAGUUCUGGGAUUGCCAGCCACUUCUGUCUCUGCCUCCCACGAUGCAGAUUCCAAAGAUUUUCCCCUACAAUGCAUUAUUUGCUGCUUUUGUUUACAGGGUUUCCUCUUUUUAUUUGUGGAUUUUUGGUAGUGUUCACAAAAAAAGUAGGAGUCCUGCAUUGGAGGAGAGGAGUCGGGAAGCCUGGAGGAUGGCAGGCUUGGACGCCUUGUGCAACUAGCAGAAAAAAAAAAAAUAUUAGGAGUACUUCAACGUGGGUUUCUGUGUU